GAACUUUGUUUCGGUUUCUUUUCUUUUUGUGGGACAAUAAAAGAGGACGAAUUACGAUAUACUCUAAUCUUUGGAGAGCAAUUCGGAUCGGAGAAAAAAAAAAGGAAAAAAAAAAAGAAAAGAAGAAAGAAAGAUGAGCGAGGAAUCAUCGAAGAGCAGAGGAGUGACCGGCGACCAGGAGAGCCAGCACUACGGCACCUUCCAAGGCGUGGCCAACUACUACCAUCCUCCUUCUCACCAGCCACCGGCUCAGCCGGUUGUCGGUUUCCCUCAGCCGUUACCGCCUCCCGGCGUAACCGGUCAUCCCCGCUACCCUCACGUCCAUUAUCCUCAUGCUUAUCAAACCGUCCCUGGUUAUGCUGUUGUUGAAGGACACCCUGUAAGAGAACAUCGUCUUCCUUGCUGUGGCCUGGGCAUGGGCUGGUUUUUGUUUUUAAUUGGUUUCUUUCUUGGUGGCAUUCCUUGGUAUGUGGGAGCUUUUAUUCUACUUUGUGUACGAGUGGAUUACAGAGAAAAGCCUGGAUAUGUGGCCUGCAUGAUCGCUUUUCACCAGUACCAGGUUGUGGGAAGGGCUCUCCCGUCGGAGACCGAUGAGCACCCCAAGAUUUACCGCAUGAAGCUCUGGGCCACCAACGAGGUUCGCGCCAAGUCCAAGUUCUGGUAUUUUCUGAGGAAGCUGAAGAAGGUUAAGAAGAGCAACGGACAGGUUCUUGCUAUUAAUGAGAUUUUUGAGAAGAACCCCACCAAAAUUGAUAAUUAUGGUAUUUGGCUGCGAUAUCAGAGCCGAACUGGGUACCAUAAUAUGUACAAGGAGUUCCGUGACACCACUCUAAAUGGUGCCGUGGAGCAGAUGUACAAUGAAAUGGCUUCUCGCCACAGAGUUAGGUUCCCAUGCAUCCAGAUUAUCAAGACUGCAACUGUCCCUGCCAAGCUUUGCAAGAGAGAGAGCACAAAACAAUUCCACAACUCGAAGAUCAAGUUCCCAUUGGUGUACAAUAAGGUCAGGCCACCAACUAGGAAGCUAAAGACCACAUACAAGGCAUCAAGGCCCAACUUGUUUAUGUAACUUGGUCAUUUGACGAUCAAGCAAGCUUUUAAGAGAAGUUAAAGUGAGCUAUUUCUGGAUCUUUUUUGGUAGAAACCUUUUUUUUUGUGGUCCCUUUUUGUUAUUUUAUCGGAUAUUUUGUUAUUUGAGCAUCUUUGAAUCUCAAGUUGGUUUAGUUUAAAGGUUUCAA
Morus notabilis is the source of this 1235-nucleotide messenger RNA. Its product is annotated as 60S ribosomal protein L18a. Gene Ontology annotation, molecular function: structural constituent of ribosome. Bases 134 to 1066 code for a protein of 310 amino acids. The record is from RefSeq and is a predicted model, not a curated record. Gene Ontology annotation, cellular component: cytosolic large ribosomal subunit; ribosome. The transcript is spliced from 6 exons. Gene Ontology annotation, biological process: translation. NCBI's taxonomy places the organism in Eukaryota, Viridiplantae, Streptophyta, Magnoliopsida, Rosales, Moraceae.